AUGAGCACACCAGUGAGCACCUCAGCUCCUUUCUUCCCAACUUCGGGUGCAAGCAAUCCUACAUCUACUUUCUCUGUUGUGGAUUAUGUGGUGUUUGUGCUACUGCUGGUUCUCUCCCUUGUCAUCGGGCUCUACCAUGCCUGUCGAGGCUGGGGCCAGCAUACCGUAGGCCAGCUGCUGAUGGCAGACCGACAGAUGAGCUGCUUACCUGUGGCACUGUCCCUGCUGGCCACCUUCCAGUCAGCUGUGGCUAUCCUGGGUGUGCCAUCUGAAAUCUACCGAUUUGGGACUCAGUAUUGGUUCCUGGGCUGCUCCUAUUUCCUGGGGCUGCUGAUCCCCGCACACAUCUUCAUCCCUGUCUUCUACCGCCUGCGUCUCACCAGUGCCUAUGAGUACCUGGAGCUACGAUUCAAUAAAGCAGUACGGAUUUGUGGAACUGUGACCUUCAUUUUUCAGAUGGUGAUCUACAUGGGGGUUGUGUUGUACGCACCAUCAUUGGCCCUCAAUGCAGUGACUGGCUUUGAUCUGUGGCUGUCAGUGCUAACCCUUGGCCUUGUCUGUUCUGUCUAUACUGCUCUGGGUGGCCUGAAGGCUGUCAUCUGGACAGAUGUGUUCCAGACACUGGUCAUGUUCCUAGGGCAGCUGACAGUUAUCAUCGUGGGCUCGGCUAAGGUGGGCGGCUUGGGGCGUGUGUGGGAGGUGGCUUCCCAGCAUGGUCUCAUCUCUGGGAUCGAGCUGGAUUCUGACCCUUUUGUGCGGCACACUUUUUGGACCCUGGCAAUUGGGGGUGUCUUCAUGAUGCUCUCCCUGUAUGGGGUGAACCAGGCGCAGGUGCAGCGCUACCUCAGUUCCCGCACAGAGAAGGCUGCAGUGCUUUCCUGCUAUGCAGUGUUCCCUUGCCAGCAGGUGGUCCUCUGCAUGGGCUGCCUCAUUGGCCUGGUCAUGUUUGCCUAUUACAAGGAGAAUCCUAUGAGCAUCCAGCAGUCCCAAGCAGCUCCUGACCAGUUCGUCCUGUACUUCGUGAUGGAUCUCCUGAAAGGCCUGCCGGGCCUGCCUGGGCUCUUUGUCGCCUGCCUCUUCAGUGGCUCCCUCAGCACCAUAUCUUCAGCUUUUAAUUCACUGGCAACCGUUACAAUGGAAGAUCUGAUUCGCCCCUGGUUCCCUGAGUUCCCUGAAGCCCGGGCUACCAGGCUUUCCAAAAUUCUCGCCUUUGGCUAUGGACUGCUUUGUCUGGGAAUGGCCUUUAUUUCCUCCCAGUUGGGGCCUGUGCUGCAGGCAGCACUCAGCAUUUUCGGUAUGAUUGGAGGGCCGCUCCUUGGACUCUUUUGCCUUGGAAUGUUCUUUCCUUGUGCCAACCCCCUGGGAGCCAUAGUGGGCCUGUUGACUGGACUCGUCAUGGCCUUCUGGAUCGGCAUUGGGAGCAUAGUGACCAGUGUGGCGGCCUCUCCCGCUAACGUUUCCAGCAUCCUCCUGCCUGGCAAUCUGACCACCAUCCCCAUGACCACACUGAUGCCCUUGACCACUCCCUCCAGGCCUGUAGGGCUGCAGCGGCUCUAUUCCCUGUCUUACUUAUGGUACAGCGCCCACAACUCCACCACUGUCAUUGUGGUGGGCUUGAUUGUCAGUCUGUUCACUGGAGGCAUGCGGGACCGGAACCUGAACCCUCAGACCAUUUACCCCGUGUUGCCAAAGCUCCUCUCUCUCCUGCCCUUGUCCUGCCAGAAGCGAUUCUCCUGUGGAAGCUGUAGCCAGGACCUCCCCGUGGACACUGCUGCCUUUCCAGAGAAGAUGAGUAAUGGCAUGCUGUGGGACGGCAGAGACAAGGAGGCCCUGGCAGUGCCUGAGGAAGGUUCACCUCACCAGCCCAGCGGUCCCACCUUCAUUGUCCAAGAGACCUCACUGUGA
This is a messenger RNA of Elephantulus edwardii (Cape elephant shrew), 1905 nucleotides long. It is a transcript of the gene SLC5A6, whose product is annotated as solute carrier family 5 (sodium/multivitamin and iodide cotransporter), member 6. The record is from RefSeq and is a predicted model, not a curated record. The coding region runs from base 1 to 1905 and encodes 634 amino acids. NCBI's taxonomy places the organism in Eukaryota, Metazoa, Chordata, Mammalia, Macroscelidea, Macroscelididae. The transcript is spliced from 15 exons. Gene Ontology annotation, molecular function: sodium-dependent multivitamin transmembrane transporter activity. Gene Ontology annotation, biological process: biotin transport; pantothenate transmembrane transport; sodium ion transport. Gene Ontology annotation, cellular component: membrane.